Messenger RNA from Trypanosoma rangeli, 1497 nucleotides. RefSeq lists its product as uncharacterized. The coding region runs from base 1 to 1497 and encodes 498 amino acids. The record is from RefSeq and is a predicted model, not a curated record. The transcript has a single exon. Lineage: Eukaryota; Euglenozoa; Kinetoplastea; Trypanosomatida; Trypanosomatidae.
AUGCUUUGCCGUGUUCCAGCAGCUGAUGAGGUGGAGGCCAAUGUGCUCUACCGCAAGAUCGAAAAACUCGAUGGUGAUCUCAAAAAGCGGGAGCUUCAUCUCGCGGAGCUCAUUGAUGAGGUGGUGUACGCGGAGGAUAGCAAAGACAAGGCCGUCCGUCGUGCUGAAGCCGCCCGCUACCUCGUCGACCAGCUGGAAGUAAUGCUGCAAGACCUCUUGGGUUACUUGAAGGUGAUUGAGGCCAACAUCCUCCUGCCGGCGUUCCUGGAGCUCUUGCGUGUUGUGCCGCACGAGCCUCUCACAAGUCGAGAGGUCGUCAACCAGACUCUUGAAAAGAUUGCCGAGAACAGCUUGAGCUCCCGAACAAAAAAACUUAUCGCCACGGUGAGAGAGCUUCCUUCCGGGACACAGAAUCGAGCAACACGUGAGGUCUUCAUGCGCACUGUGACGGAGGAGUCCGUCAAAGUGGAUGACGCCAUUGUCCUCAGUGGUCUUCUUUUGGCGAAUAAAGACGAGCUUUUGGCGCUGCUAGACGACCUGAAAGAGCGGGUUCAAUAUGCUCUGCAAGGCAACCGCCCCGAGGCACUUGUAGAUGGAAGAAACCGAGGUGUGGGGUCCAUCAAAAAUGUGUACCCUAAUAUUGAGGAGCUUCAGGACAAGUUGCAUCGCAUGGAGAAGGAACGGGAUAAAUUGCGAGAGCAGAUGCUAUCGCAAGGCGACAACCCUCGGGGCAUCAAUCACAUCCUUCAAGGCGAGAUGGCGGCGAUGGAAAAGCAGUUGUCUGAUGCGUGUCAUUGGCUUUCAACGGAGCAGUCCAACUCCCAAAAGAUGUUGGGACGUAUGAAGACGCUUGAAAAGGACGUGGAGCAGUUGUAUCAGGAGAAGGAAAUGCUACAGCGUGAGGUUAAGGAAUUAAGGCGCGACCAAGUUGGUCGAAGCCGCUCGUACGCGGAGGAGCGACGUGAAGAGGAGCUGCAACAGUUGAAGAUGGAGCUGGAUCGGGUUAUGUCCGGGCACGCUGCGGCGUGUGCUGCAACGGAGUCGCAGCUGGCCGAUCUCAGGGCGCAGAACGCCAUUCUUCUUGCUGAGAAGCAGGAGUACAAGGAACGUAUUGACGACAAGGAUCACCAGAUAGCCAGUCUGCAAGUGGCCAAUGACGUGCUUAGACGUGAGUUGUUUGAGUUGCAACAGAAAGUGCUAUCAAGCUCUCAUACGGUUUCUGCGAAUGAGGACAGUGAACAUGUACAGCGACUAGAAGCCACCGUUGCAUGUUUGACAACGGAGCUGAAUGCGUUAGAGCGCCGUCUGUCAGAUGUUUCAGCACGCCAUCAAGACGAGCGGAAGAAAAUUAUUGCUCAGUUUGAGGAGGAACAUGGUCGCUACAAGGCGGAGCGCCAAGAGUGUGAUUCGCUCGUUGAGCGGAUGGCAAACGAGUUAGAGCAGCUUGCUAUGGACAACCGCUCCCUUCGCGCUGCUGCUGCACUGCAGCAACUAUGA